This is a messenger RNA of Colius striatus (speckled mousebird), 2016 nucleotides long. RefSeq names its product mitochondrial rRNA methyltransferase 1 (gene MRM1). The record is from RefSeq and is a predicted model, not a curated record. Bases 358 to 1467 code for a protein of 369 amino acids. Gene Ontology annotation, cellular component: mitochondrion. Gene Ontology annotation, molecular function: RNA binding; RNA methyltransferase activity. Gene Ontology annotation, biological process: rRNA methylation. NCBI's taxonomy places the organism in Eukaryota, Metazoa, Chordata, Aves, Coliiformes, Coliidae. The transcript has 5 exons.
CCUUCCAGCCCCGCUCACCGUGCCGGUACCGCGCCGGGGCGCCCUUCCAGCCCCGCUCACCGUGCCGGUACCGCGCCAGGGCGCCCUUCCAGCCCCGCUCACCGUGCCGGUACCGUGCCGGGGCGCCCUUCCAGCCCCCCUUACCGUGCCGGUACCGCGGCCAGCCCCGCUCACCGUGCCGGGGCGCCCUUCCAGCCCCGCUCACCGUGCCGGGGCAGCCUCUCCAGCCCCCACCGUCCCGGUAGCGCUGAGCUUGGUGUUCCCCCCUCACUCAGGGCCUGCGCGGGUGCCCGUGGGCUGGCUCAGCCGCCGCCCGUGGCCGCGCUGCUCCCGAGGGCGAGGCCCUUCGGGGCACUAAUGGAGCAAGCCCUCAAGUACAGCGUCCGCAGGGCCGUGGGGCUGUGGGCCGCGAGCCCUUGGCGGUGUGGGGUGAGGCGCAGCUCCACGCGGGAGCGGCCGCCCCUGGCCCCGCCGGCCGCGGGUCGGGCUGGCGGCGGUCAGCUUCCCCCAGCAGCCCUCCCCGGGGGUCCUGGGGCCAGGGCUGCUUCCUCUCCGUCCUCCGAGGGCCUGGCCCCGCAGAGGGCACAGGAGCGACAGCCCAGUCCGGGCGGCUCCUCGAAGGCGAGGAAGAGGCUGGCAGGAAAACCUCUGGUCGUUGAGAGGACCAGAGGCUCGGAGAUCUUAUUUGGGAUCGCGCCGUGUUCCAUGGCCCUGUCUCAGUCAAGAAGGGACCUGUUCAGGUUGUUCCUCAAGCAGAACAGCGGCUCUCGGCAGCUGGUCAUGAGUGAGCUUGUCCUUCAGGCCAUGGCCCAGGGAGUCCCCGUGCACCACGUCCACGGGAGAGAGUUGGAUGCUCUUUGCAAGGGUCGGGUCCACCAAGGAGUUUGUUUGGAGGCCACUCCUCUCCCUUUCAAGAGUUUGGAAGAAGCUGAAAAGCUCGAUUUGGGACAUGAAGAGAAUCCAAAGCAACAGCUGAUUUGGCUGGCGCUGGAGCACAUCCAGGAUCCCAUGAACCUGGGGGCAGUGCUGCGCUCUGCCUACUUCUUAGGAGUGGACAGGGUGGUGACCACCCAGAGCAACAGCUGCCCCUUGACUCCAACAGUGAGCAAAGCCAGCUCUGGAGCUAUGGAAGUCUUCGAUGUCUACAGCACAGAUGAUCUCCAGAGCUUUUUGAAGGCUAAAACUGCAGAAGGCUGGGAAGUGGUGGGGACUGUCAGCAAGCCUCAGGAUGUGGAAGAUGUUCCUGUCAUCAGCUGCUCGGAAUUUCAGUGGAAUAAACCUAUUGUUGUAGUAAUAGGUAGUGAAGGAGAUGGGCUUUCCCUGGAGACACAGCUGCUGUGCCAUCAGAUGUUGGCCAUACCCCCUGGCAGAGCCCUGCACCCCGGCAUCGAGUCACUGAACGUCUCUGUUGCUACUGGUAUUCUCCUGCACUCCAUCUGCAGCCAGAAGCUGAGGCACAGGGGCUGAAUGCUGCUUUAUUUGGUGGGGGAGCUGCUUGAUGUUCCAUGGCUGUGCUCUGCUGCUCUGGGUAUGGAAAUGCUCUUUCCAGGAUCUUCACUGUUGCUGCAAGUUACAGGGAGAGUCCUGGUGACCUGAGCUGCAUCUUGGCUGACACACAGUGCCACCAGAACCCUGGUUUAAGGCUCAAGUCAGCCAGCCACAUGUGCUGGGUGGCAGAACUGGAGUUUAAAAGCAAACACUCAGAUCUUUCAGUUCUUGCAAUCAAGUGCCUGGUGAUGGCUGCAAGGGGAGAGUUUGGGCUGUAGGUACGAGCAACCGUGCCUGAGCCCACCACUCCCUCAGCAGCCAGGUCUGGCUGGGGACUGCUCAGUACCAAACUGUUCAUGAUGAGGUGGUUUCUGGGUUCCAUGUGCUUGAAUCAUUAAAAGCACCUCAUAUUGCAUCUGGUUGCCAGCCAGGUCUGCAGCCCUGCUGAAGGAUGGACAGGAGCUGUUAGAGAGCAGCUGUACGUGGGGAAAAGCACAGCCCACUGCAAUAAAGCCUCUGUGAAACCUG